AUGAUCGUGGUGUUCGGGAUGGAGUACGUCAUCCGCGUCUGGGCCGCCGGCUGCUGCUGCCGCUACCGGGGCUGGAGGGGGCGAUUCCGCUUCGCCAGGAAACCCUUCUGCGUGAUAGAUUUCAUCGUCUUCAUCGCCUCGGUGGCCGUCAUCGCCGCCGGCACCCAGGGCAACAUCUUCGCCACCUCUGCGCUGCGCAGCAUGCGCUUCCUGCAGAUCCUGCGCAUGGUGCGCAUGGACCGGCGCGGCGGCACCUGGAAGCUGCUGGGCUCCGUCGUCUAUGCCCACAGCAAGGAGCUCAUCACCGCCUGGUACAUCGGCUUCCUGGUGCUCAUCUUCGCCUCCUUCCUCGUCUACCUGGCUGAGAAGGACGCCAAUGCCCAAUUUGCCACCUACGCCGACUCCCUCUGGUGGGGCACGGUGACCCUCACCACCAUCGGCUACGGGGACAAGACGCCGCAGACGUGGCUGGGGAGGAUGCUGGCAGCCGGCUUCGCCCUGCUGGGCAUCUCCUUCUUCGCGCUGCCUGCUGGGAUCCUGGGCUCUGGUUUUGCCCUCAAAGUGCAGGAGCAACAUCGGCAGAAGCACUUUGAGAAGAGACGGACCCCGGCGGCGAACCUGAUCCAGGCUGCCUGGCGCCUGUACUCCACGGAUGCCAGCCGGGCGUACCUGACGGCCACCUGGUGUUACUACGACAGCCUCCUGCCCUCCCUCAGAGAGCUGGUCCUAAUGUUUGAGCAUUUGCACCGGGUCCGCAACGGAGGAUUUAGGAAUUCAGAGGUGAAAAAAUUGCCCGACGGAGCCCCACCACCUUAUCACUCCUUCACCCCUGGCCAGAAAAGCCUCAGCCCUGCCGCUUGCUCGGGGGAAAGCAACAAGAUGGGCAUCAAGGACCGCAUCCGGCUGAGCAACUCACAGCGGCUGGGGGGCCGGGGCAGGCAGCACCUGGGGCCCCCCCUGCACCGCUCCCCCAGCACCGAGGAUGUCCCCGAGGCCACCAGCCCCACCAAGGUGCAGAAGAGCUGGAGCUUCAAUGACCGGACCCGCUUCCGUGCGUCCCUGAGGCUCAAGCCGCGGACCCCGGUUGAGGCUGACUGCCCGCCUGAGGACAGCGGUGAGGAGAAGGGCUCCCACUGCGACCUGACCUUUGAGGACAUCAUGCCAGCAGUGAAGACCCUCAUCCGGGCUGUCAGGAUCCUGAAGUUCCUGGUGGCCAAGAGGAAGUUCAAGGAGACCUUGCGUCCUUAUGAUGUCAAGGAUGUCAUCGAGCAGUACUCGGCCGGUCACCUGGACAUGCUGGGCAGGAUCAAGAGCCUGCAGAUGCGCGUGGACCAGAUCGUGGGCAGGGGGGCCCUCACUGCGGACAAGAAGACGCGGGAGAAGGGGGAGAAGCUGGCGCUGGAGACGGAGCUGGUGGAUGAGCUCAGCAUGAUGGGGCGCGUGGUCAAAGUGGAGAGGCAGGUGCAGUCCAUAGAGCAGAAGCUGGACCUGCUGCUCGGCAUCUACUCCCAGUGCCUCCGCAAGGGCUCCGUGAACUCCUUCAGCCUGGCCGCCGUGCAGGUGCCCCCCGGUGAGCCAGACAUCACCUCCGACUACCACAGCCCCGUGGACCACGAGGACAUCUCGGUCUCUGCCCAGACCCUCAACAUCUCCAGGUCGGCCAGCACCAACAUGGACUGAGCGGGGAGGCAGCAGGACGGAUCCUGCCCGUGUGCAGCCAGUGGGACGGGGUGCUGGGACACGGGAGCAGCCUGGCAUCGCCUGGUCCCCCCUGUCC
Molecule: messenger RNA, 1777 nt
Organism: Calidris pugnax (ruff)
Lineage: Eukaryota; Metazoa; Chordata; Aves; Charadriiformes; Scolopacidae
Product: potassium voltage-gated channel subfamily KQT member 4-like
Exons: 12
Coding region: 1-1680 (559 amino acids)
Biological process (GO): potassium ion transport; transmembrane transport
Cellular component (GO): membrane
Molecular function (GO): voltage-gated potassium channel activity
Source: RefSeq, a predicted model, not a curated record